Molecule: messenger RNA, 5912 nt
Organism: Synchiropus splendidus (mandarinfish)
Lineage: Eukaryota; Metazoa; Chordata; Actinopteri; Syngnathiformes; Callionymidae
Gene: tex9
Product: testis expressed 9
Exons: 13
Coding region: 244-1368 (374 amino acids)
Source: RefSeq, a predicted model, not a curated record
AGAUUACUUUAGGAUCUUGUUUACAAAUCAGUAAGUAGAUAGCUGAACGACAAAUAUUCAAAAGGUCGAGGUAUGAUUCCAUAUUUGCAUUUUAUUAGGAGGUAUACAUUGAUUUGACCUUUGGAAGAGUGGAAUAAUAGGACUGCAACCUUCUUGAGAGUCGAAAUUCACUCAGAGGGCACUGAUACAGAAGAGCUACUGCAAGCCACUGCAAAGUUCAGAGUUGGAAAUAUACUUUACAAAAUGAAACGUGUGUCCCGAAGUGGUGAACCUUUCAUGGGAGCUGAAGCCCGGCCGAAACAGAAAUCAACCUCGAGUCCUAAAAACUCCAUCGAUGACCUUUUGGCAAAAGAAGAAGAGUAUAAGAUGCGAAAUGCAGCGCUGGAAGCCAAAGCUGCAGAUUUAGUCUCCCAGGCGGACCAACUCCUGGGUGAAGUUUUGUCAAAUUCAUCAUCCACCCGUCUGGAUUCUGACUCUAGAGGUGGAGAAGGUUCCAGGAAAACAAACCUUCAGGAAACGGAGGACUGUUUAGAGGUUUCCUGCAGUAUUCAACACUGUCCUCAGAAGGUGGCACCACAGAAGAGAGUUCUAUCCCAGAAAUCAGUGAGGAUGAAUGAUAAGCCAAAAGAGAUGCCUGCAGAGACAUUCAUAUCUCAGGCGAUUCAAAGCAUUGAGGAGAAGAUGACAGGUGAUUCUGUCACACAUGUCACCUGUGCUGGGGAGACUGUGCAGGUCAAUGAUGAAGACGAAGUUAUUUCGGUUGCACUCACGCGUGUUGCAAGAGCUCGUCUUCGGAUCAUGCAGGAAGAGCUGGAUCAGCUUUCAAGCGAAUAUUACAAGAAGGACGAUGAAAACAUUAAACUCGCUGAAAGACUGAAACAUCUUGAAGAAGAUCGAGUUCGACACGAGAAAAGCACCGUCGGUCUAAAGGCUCAACUAGACAAACACAAAGCUUUUGGAGAAGAGUCUGCCAAAAAGUGCGAUGCUCUUCAAACAGAAGUCUCUAUUUUACGCAAGGAGCUGGAGAAUCAGAAGCGCUCGCACAAACAAGCUGUGGCUGCUCACAACACACUGGAGGUUCGACUGGCGAGAGCUCUGGAGGAAGUGGAGAAGCUGAAAACACAACUUGCCACAAUGAAGCAGACAAACAAGGAUCUGUUCAAAGAGGAGAGCGCAAAAAGAGAAACUCUACUGGCUGAAAACAAAAUGUUGCAAAAGCAAAAAUCUGAGCUGAUCAUGGGGUUCAAGAAGCAGCUCAAGCUGAUCGACAUUCUGAAGAAACAAAAGAUGCACUUUGAAGCUGCCAAGCUCUUGUCGUUCACUGAGGAAGAAUUUGUCAAGGCUCUGGACUGGGGCAGCGGAGAAUAGUGGCUUGUUGCAUGACUGGCCAAGACCAUGAUCUCAGUAUGAUUUUCAAUGGAAGAAAACAGUUUCACUGACUGCAAAUUGUUUGGUAAGAAACAAAACAUUAGAAAUCAUGAGUCGGCUGUUUUCCAAAAUGUUUCCUCAAGGCCUCAUCAAAGUGCUCCAGGUCAUCCUCCCUCAACAAACCCUGAAAUAGAUGAGGUCAUGUUGUGAAAUCUGUUGAACAAGGAAGUGCAUGAUGUGUCUAACCUUCGGCAGGUAUCCGAAUAAUUUUGCCGCGUGCAUAUUGAGAAGCUUUUGCCUCUCCUCUUCGAUGAUCUGCCUGCGCAUGGCCUCCCUCUCCUCCUCUGCUGCUCUCUCUUUAGCCUGCCGCUCCUUCAGAAAACACCAGACAUUCCAAAUAAUUCAACUGCCACAUGUGAAAAUGACUUGUUUCCAAUGACCACAGAUAAAGGACGAUUCCUACCACUUCAGCCUCCCGUAGUCGUCGCCUGUCUUCUAUUAACUUCUCCACUUGUCGUUUAUGCUCGAGUUGCUUCAUUCGCCGCUUUUGUGCGUUCAUCUGUUCUAUGCGAUCAUCCUCCGCAAACUUCUCCAUCAUCAUCCUCCUGAAAGCCUCCUCUUCCUCCUUCUCUGCUUGACGUUUCAUCUCUUUAAAUGCCAUUUGCUCCUGGCAGGUCUGCUGCAGCAUCAGUCGUUGUCUGAUCUUCUGCUCCAUCUCCUCCUGUUGUCAAGCAGAGAUGAAGCUGUUCCUCUUGUUUUCAUCAAAACACUGUCAAAGAUCUUACAAUUUCCUUGCGCCUGUUUGCCUCUUCUUGCUCCUCAAAGUGAAGCUCCUGCCGGAUUCUCUCCAUCUCUUCUCGCUGCUUCUUCUCUUCCUCCAUCUUCUCUGAGAGAACUCUGUAAAGCACCUCCUUGGCUUCUUCUCUCUCCCUUAGCGCUGCCGUCCUCUUCUCUUCCAUUUGCUGCUGAUAGUUAGAAAACUCUCGGAUGCGUCUGUUCUCGGCUUCAGUCUUCUCUUGCUCCGCACGCUUCCAUUCGGCCUGCUGCUUCUUGAACUCCUCGAUGUAUUCCUGAGUGGCUCUCACCUUCUCCAGCUUCAGUAAUCUGUCCCUGCACGAGACGGUCAAAUGAAUUGAGCGAAUCAAGUCAAAAGAAUGAAGUUAGAAGGAGUGAUUUCCUACAUUUGAUCUUCCUCAUAUAUCUUCCUGAUGAUCUCGUCCACCAUCAGCUUCUCCUUGAGGAACUCCUCGUAGGCUGCCAUCCGGCUGUACUCUCUCUCCAUCAGCUGCUGCUCCAGCUCUCUCUGGUACUGCAGCUGCUCCUCAUGACGCUGCUGCUCCUGCUUCUGCUUCUCCCGCUCAGCUCGAUCCUGCUCCAUCUUAAACUUACUGGAAAAGUCGGCUUCCUCACGCUGUCAUCAAGAAAACAGUUCAGACACAGAAACAGAUUUUUUUCGCCUGCAGGGGGCGCUCUGAUGCACAUUGUUUCCCAAGUUCAAUGACACGCAUAAGCCAUUUAACAUGUCUCGUGUUUCAGUGAUUAAGCUUCACAUAACCUUAAGUUUUGACUUGAUAAUAUUAUGAUUACAAGCUUAAAAUGUUUUUACACCCAUCAUUGCAUCCUUCUGAAACGUCUCUAGUCCGCAGAGGUCAGCAUCUACUGUUUAUCAAAGACGCAGUUUGCAAGUACCUUUCUCGGCUCUCUUUUGAGAGAUGCUCACCACUGCAGGUAGAGGGCAGUGUUUUGGCAUCACGCCUUGGUAGCCAAAAUUAUUAUUAUUAUUAUUAUUGUUAGAGACAUUCUGUGCGUUGUGCACGGUGGAUGAGCGGUGUGACUGCUCGUAUGCGACGUGACGUAUGUGCGUGUCGACGUUAGAAAGUGUUAUGGAAGCGUGAGGAGCACACUAGUUUUCGACCUAAGUCGAUAUUUGUGUUUAUUCCCUGAUGUAAUGGUAAGGUGUGGAGAGAGGAUUUUAAUAAACACACAUUUCAAAUUAAACCCAAACCUCCAAGAAGAAGAAGAAUUUAUUAUGGCUGUGUUGAAUUUAAAAAAUAAUAUGGACAUAAACGUAAAAUAUUUUUCAAGUUAGUUGAGCUCGCAAGUAGACUGCAUCCCAUGCAAAAUAAUAAAGGAUAAUCAAAUUUCUGUUUAUCCUUUCUAUACGUAUCAACUGGAAACACCAAGACGUUUCUCACUAUAAUCUUCAUAAAAGCGUCAUUUGAAAAAUUAAUUAAAAAUUAAAGUCAUUGAUUUAAAAAGAAUGUACAUUUUAGAUAUUUGUUUUAUUAUUUUUCUAUAUCUCCUUUUUGAACUGCAGACAUACCUUUAGUUUUGUUUUUUUUUUGUUCAACUGUUUACAACCCAAGUGCAAAGGUACCACAUUGCCAACUUCUAGAGUGACUGUGGUCACACGGGUUGAAUGAAUAAAACCACUGUAUCUCACCAUUUUCUCAACCUUGAUGGCUCUCUGCUCAGCUAUUUGUGCUGCUCUCUCCUUGUUCACAAAUGCCAACUUCAGCUUUGCCUCCAGCUCCCGAAGCUCCAAACUGAAACGGCACAUAAUAAGAGGGAUGAAGAAGGUGAGGUCAACUGACAGAGAGAUAUAACAAUGUAUACUAAUCUGUAUACCUGUUUUCUUUGAUAUACUGUCGCGUCUUUUCCUCCUUCUCCUUUGCUGAGGUGAUUCGAGCCAGUUCUCUGGCCAGACUCUCCUCCUGCUCCAGUUGCUUUGCCUUGUUCAUCAUUCUCUCCUCUGCCUGGGAACAUCACUUAAAGGUUUUAUGCAUGGAAUAAUCUCAACUUUCCAAUGCUCCUGCCCCCUCAAGGUAAACAACGGUGCGUAAUCUACAAAUUCCCGCAAACCGUGAACAAUGAAAAGAUGAAAGGUUUAUGGAGUUCCUGCAUCUGGACAAGUUGAAAUGUGCUUGGUGUUGUUCCAUUGUUUAUGGGGAACCAACCUGCAGGAGAGCGCUCUCCGUCUGUCGCUCUCUCAGCGCCUCCUGCUGCUGCCUCACGAACCUCCGCCUCUCGAAGCUCUCCUCCUCUCUCAGACCGGCCUGUCCUCUCCUCUCUCGGUCCAGUCUCAGAACCAGCUCCUGCCUCUGCUGCUCCUGCUGUAUGCGCUGACUUUGGAGCCUCUGUUGCUGUUUGUAGUCCCGGUGUCGACUCUGCUGCAGAGAAACACAACUUAGCUGCGCACUUGAUGCUUUCGGCAGACGGACGCACAACUUUACCAUGUUUGCUUCGUCUUCGGUCUUUGACUUACAGUUCCAAAUGGAAAGAAAAGUGUUGUAAAACAAAAUAUAAGCAACAAUAAAUCGAAUACAAAAAGGAAGAAAUCACCGUCCUUGGAUUGCAAACGGGAAGUUUUUUUCAGGGCCGUGUCGCGCGCUGCUUGUGAGUUUCGUUGUCACGGAAACGACGCGUAUCUUCACGUGCACUCAGGACAGGACGGCGAGGAUGACGUCACACGUUUGACCCAACCACCGAUGUUUAGCGUUAGGUAAUAUGAUGCGGCGUCCUUUACAUUAAAUGAGUGUCAUUGGCAGAAUUCCACGCCAACAAAUACAUAUAUUAAAAUCAAGUUUACUGUGGUCUAAUCGCGGUGGAUGUAAAUAAGAGAAUAUGAGCGACGAUGCAGGACCAAACACUGCUGCUGUCUUCUUCAUGGGCAGAGUAAAAACACCGUCUUGCUUUCUUUGAAAGACUUUAUUUUAAAAUCCAACACGAGAGUUGAAGUCGGUGUUUUCUAUGAACUAUAUUAAAUAAAUUGGAGUUCUACACACUCCGAGUCAUACAUGUUUUACUGACUUUGCCGUGGUGUAUGAUUCAAGGGAAGCCUGCUCUUUGUACAUGAAGAAAGCAACCAUUUCACAGAAAAAAAACCCCAAAAUUUUCAAACCCUGCAUCACACAUCACUCGCAGAAGACCUUUUAGAAGCACUUCUAAGGACAAUCUUACAAAUAUAUUUUUUGCAUGGUUAAGGACUGCAGUUCAGAAGACAAAAAAGGGUUUCUCUUUGGAAUUUGUUGACCUCCACACCAAAUUUCAGCGUAACAUUUUUAAGAUACAAAGAACCAAAAUCCCAUUUUCACGUUUUAGUUCUUGCUGAUUCCUCCGCCUAAAAAUAGCAGGUGAGUCAAAGGUGUACAUUAAAACCGCAUUAGUCUUGCAUAAAAACUAUGACCUCAGCUAUUUUAUUAGCUCUACAGUAGACUGACAGUUCUAGGACUGGUAGUGAGUCAUAUUCGCUUUGUCAUAUCCGACACAAAAUAAAAGAGUGACACAUGACAACAUUCUCCGUUUCGGCUCGACUAUGAACUGUACUACUACUGGUCUGUCAUACAGUUGUGAAGUUGUUCGGUCUGGGCAGUGCAAAUGCCACAGGUUCUGUUAUGUUUUAAAACCCCAACCCAUCCAACAUCAAUGUACACCAUCAUCUCCAAAAUGAUACAAGACCAUAUUUGAGCAACAGACGACUUAAGUGAAGUCUGAGAACCUUUCACGUGACACAGUCAGGAGGUGGAUCCAGAUUACACUGAAAA